UAAUAAUACUAAUGUCUAUCAUCAUACUAAUGAUUUAAAAAGAAGGAAAUCGCAACAAGGGUUUACAUUUUUUCAAGAAUCAUCAAAUGGAACAACUCGCAUUGCAAAUUUAAAGGAACCCAUUCAAUCAACUGUAAUUUUAUUUACAUAAAACAUUUGAUUAUGAUAUAAGAAUGAAAAUAAUAAUAAUAUAUUUUCAACGAAAUUAUGGGCUUGUUUAUUCAUUAGUUUCCACAAGAGGAAUAUUAUAGAAAUCUGAAGAACGGUUUUAUAUCUUCUCCAAUUUCCAAUGGUUUAAAUCAAUCCGAUAAAGAAAUAAAUAGAUCAACGAUGGAACAAUCAUAUUUAUCAAAUGGAAAUAAUAAAUCAGGUGAUUGGAAAUAUGAUUGCAAGGAAUUUUGGCAAUCGAUAGAACUAGCUUUGAACGAUAAUAAAAAAACUACUCAAGAAGCAACCAUUAAUACAGAAAUGAAAUCUAAAAAUCCAUACAGCAUUUCUAAUUGCAAUAAUUCAAUACAAUUUAGUAAUAAAAGUGGUAUAGAAAUGAUAGACGAUUGCAGUCUUAAGGAGUCCACCUCCGUCAGUGUUACAAAUAAAAAACCAAAGACGACAAUUUUGUUAAACAUAAGAGAACAUUUAGCAAAUUAUCAAGAAACCACCAAUGGUAUUUCACGCAAAGAAUAUCCUUUUAGGGAUCUUGUUAAAGUCAUGGGUCAAGCAACAGGUCGAUCAUUGAUCGCUCUGCUUUAUAUUAUUGUUAAUAUUGCACCUAUUGCAGAAAUAUUUCUCUACAUUUUACGAUUCGUAUUGGACAAAUUGAUAAACAUCAAGAAUACUAAUAAUAUUAAUCAAAUGAUUAUCAAAUAUGCGAUAUUUGCAAUACAAUUGCUCAGUAUUUACAUUUGUUUAACUUUUAUAUUUGGUUUAAUCAUUAUGCCAAUUUUAUACAUGGUUCUUCAUAUUGUUGCAAAACUUCUGUCGUAUAAUUAUUGAUGAUAAAGAAAGUCAAAGAAAAUUAUAUUAUAUAUAUUGAAUUAAUAAUCUUUGUUUUGAGUAUUUGAUGUUAUGUGAUGAUUGUUAUUUUGUUCUUGAUAUACAAUAAUUUUGAUUAUUGUUUAAUAAUACGCCAAUUAAUUAACAAGACACUAAGAAAGAAAAUUUGUUUCUAUACAACACUGACCAAAUGACACUUUGGGGAAACUUAAUUUAAUAAUUAC
Molecule: messenger RNA, 1217 nt
Organism: Polistes dominula (European paper wasp)
Lineage: Eukaryota; Metazoa; Arthropoda; Insecta; Hymenoptera; Vespidae
Source: RefSeq, a predicted model, not a curated record